GGGGGCGGUCCGGAACAAAGAGCGUCGCGGUCGCGGGAGCGGAGUUUGCGAUCAAGAUGGCGGGCGUGGAGCUGCGCUUCAGCAGCGGCUGCGAUGAUGCCCAGCCGCCCGCACGCCCAGUGUUCAUCGUCGGGCAACUGCCCAACUUGCAGAAGCUGCAAUGGUCGGAGAUUAGCGGCAAGCUCUUGCCGCAGGUGACGGAGGAGGUCUGGAAGACAGCAUUGGGUAAUCUCAACCCCAACCCCACGGAUAAUUGCCCCUUGUACCUCUCCUAUGCCACAGUGGCGGCCUUGCCCUCUCGAGUCAGUCGCCACAACAGCCCAUCGGCAGCAAUGUUCAUUACCCGCCUGGUUCGAAGCUGUAUGCCUGGAGGAUCCAACCGCUGUAUUGUCAUGGUUUGCGAGUAUGCCGAUGUUUUUGCUUCUGGCUGUGCGAUUUCAAGGGCAUUUCCGCUCUUUUCCCGCCGAUCCGGUGCCUCCAGACGCACAGAUAAACGUGUAGUUACUGUGGAGUUCCUGCUUGUUGGACAGAACAAUGGCCCAAUUGAUGCAACAGCACUUGAGUGUCUAGAGAGUGCUGCAGAUGGAAUCCGACUGUCAGCCCGAAUUGUGGACACGCCCUGUAACGAAAUGAACACUGAUAUUUUUAUUGAGGAAAUUAAACUGGUUGGGAAUGCACUUGGAAUUGUUCCCACUGUUAUCCGGGGCGAGGAGUUGAAGGAAAAAGGAUUUGGAGGCAUUUAUGGAGUUGGAAAGGCAGCAAUAAAUCCUCCUGCACUUGCAGUUCUCAGUUAUUUACCAGAUGGCGCCACACAGACCAUUGCCUGGGUUGGCAAAGGCAUUGUGUAUGACACUGGAGGCCUGAGCAUUAAAGGAAAGACCACCAUGCCAGGAAUGAAGAGAGAUUGUGGAGGAGCAGCAGCUAUUCUUGGAGCUUUCAAAGCAGCUGUGAAACAAGGUUUUAAGGACAAUCUGCAUGCUGUGUUUUGCCUGGCUGAGAAUGCAGUUGGACCCCUAGCGACCAGACCUGACGAUAUACAUCGGAUGUACUCUGGAAAGACAGUUGAAAUUAAUAAUACUGAUGCUGAGGGCCGCUUGGUACUGGCGGAUGGAGUUGCCUACGCAUCUAAAGAUCUGGGGGCAGAUAUCAUCCUCGACAUGGCCACAUUAACAGGAGCACAGGGUAUCUGUACUGGGAAACACCAUGCUGCUGUGCUGUGCAACACUGAGGUGUGGGAGAUGGCCUGUGUUAAAGCUGGACGGAGCAGUGGAGACCUCGCCCACCCUCUCGUGUACUGCCCCGAGCUCCACUUCAGUGAGUUCACCUCUGCCGUGGCUGAUAUGAAGAACUCUGUUGCUGAUCGUGACAAUGCUCAAAGUUCCUGCGCAGGUCUUUUUAUUGGUGCCCACAUUGGAUUUGACUGGCCUGGGGUGUGGGUCCAUGUGGACAUGGCAUCUCCUGUACACACAGGUGAGCGUGCCACGGGCUUUGGUGUUGCCUUCCUACUGGCCCUGUUUGGCCGUGCCUCCAAAGAUGCCAUGCUGAACCUAGUGUCUCCGCUGGGUGCCAGCACAGACACACACCUGGUGCCAAAUGAUGGUGACGGCAGCUUGUCCAAGCGUAGACGGCUGGUGUAAGGGAAGUAGAGCUCUCUAUGUGGUCAUGUCAAUGAUGCAUCUACACAAAUCCAUUGGCAGCAGUCCAUCCUUCCAGGCAAAUGGUUAUCCUGCACCACUGCUUGUCCUGCUCUUUUUAAGGAGUCUGCAGGCUGGUCAUUAUCAGGGAGCUCACUAGCACUGUUAGCCAGAGGGACAAACCUCAUCUUGGUGUCACACUGACGCCCAGCUAAUUUUUCUUAAUCUAAAGGCAACAACAUUUAAGACCUCCACUUGAGGCAGAGUCUGUUCAUAGUGCCUCUACUUUGCAUAAACUUCUCCUCCCUACCACUUCACUGUGGUGAGGUUUGGUAAAGUUAUGAAAUUCACUUAAAACAAGCUGCCAUGAGCUAGCCAAGAGAGUAAGGUACUCUACUCUACCCCCUACUCUAAUGCAAAUCCACUUCAAAUGAAGCCGAGAAUUGCUGUACCAAUUCAUUGACUUCAUUCUUUUAUAAUUGUUUAAUUGAAGACAGUGAGCAAAUUGAAAUGCCUGAUCUGAUUAAACCAUUUGCACAAUUUUAUUGCUGUUAGCUGUUUCUUAAAUGGUAUACGUGUCAUUUCUACUGAUAGAAUGUCUUUAAUUUGGAGCAUUGUUCAAUUUUCAGCACAAAGCCCACCCUCCAUUCAGUCUCCUGGUUCUUGUGUAGAAUGAUCAGUAAACAGACUGAAGGAUUUACUUGUCUUAAAGCUGCAAAGUGUUCCUCAAACACUCGCAGUACAGACCCAACAUGGGGAAGAGAUGAGAGUUAACCUACCUUGUCCACCUGGUGAUAUAUUUUCUUUAGACUACGUUAAAUGGAUAGAUGAAAAACAAUUGUGCCUAUUCAGGAUUCAUUGCAAGCUUCUUGUUUGUCCAUUUUGCUCUUGCAAACAGGACUGAAUGUCUAAAAUCACAGAACCCAUUUUAAAGUAAGUAAAGUCUCCAGCUUUAUUUUUAGAAAUGCAAGUUGUGCUGCCAGCAUAGAAACAGGGAGAAUUUAUUUAGCUGCAUCUCUGCUCCAGUUAAUGAAAUGAAAGUUGAUCUGUAGACAUUCCCUUAUCCUGUAUCCCCAAGUACUGACUGACUGUUAAUGAAAAUGUCAUCGUCUUUUGCUAACCAGAUGUACCCUCUUUUGGCCCAUCACUGAAAUGACAAUCUGUUCAAAGUUUUGUAAAAUUCAUUAACUGCAGAAUAAACAACAUUGGGCAGUGCCCCUGAGAAGGA
This is a messenger RNA of Leucoraja erinaceus (little skate), 2862 nucleotides long. It is a transcript of the gene npepl1, whose product is annotated as aminopeptidase like 1. Gene Ontology annotation, biological process: proteolysis. Gene Ontology annotation, cellular component: cytoplasm. The transcript is spliced from 12 exons. NCBI's taxonomy places the organism in Eukaryota, Metazoa, Chordata, Chondrichthyes, Rajiformes, Rajidae. The record is from RefSeq and is a predicted model, not a curated record. The coding region runs from base 57 to 1637 and encodes 526 amino acids. Gene Ontology annotation, molecular function: manganese ion binding; metalloaminopeptidase activity.